This is a messenger RNA of Coturnix japonica (Japanese quail), 1350 nucleotides long. The record is from RefSeq and is a predicted model, not a curated record. NCBI's taxonomy places the organism in Eukaryota, Metazoa, Chordata, Aves, Galliformes, Phasianidae.
CCUCACUGACUCUUCCUCUCCUCCCCAGGCGGUUUCUACGACGUGGCAGAUGGUCCUAUGGAUGUGAUGAGCCACGAUGCAACAGACAUGGAGCAGGAAGCAAUGCCUGACAACGGCAGCGACUCCCCACAGAAGCCCCCCCUGGAUGCUCACAGCAUGCAGUCCAUGAGCGUGCUGCUGGACCGCCUGGCCAAGGAGAACCAGGACAUCCGUCUAAUGCAAGCUGAGCUGCAGGCCCACAAGGAAGAGCUGCAGGCGCUGCUGCAACAAAGCGAAGGUGCAGCAGCAGCAGCCGGGGCUCAGCAGCAGAGUCUGGCCAAGGAGAACGCCGAGCUCCGUGCAGCGCUGCAGCGUGAGGCCGAGGCACUGCGGGCUGCACGUGCUGACCUGCAACGCCUGCAGGCCCGGGGGGGUCCCAUUGACCCCCAGACCCAUAAGGAGCAGCCCCACGGUCCCAGUGCUGCAGUGCAUGGGGAGGGGGCCCGGCAACAUGGGAUGUUGGCAUCAGUGAGGCAUGAGCUGGCAGCUGCCCUGCAGAGGGCACGGGGUGCAGGGGGGCUGGAGGGGGUGAUGGAGGAACUGAAGGUGCUGGAGGAGCGUCUGAACCGGGAGCUGGGGGGGGCUGAGGGGGCUGAGGGGCAUUGGAAAAAGGGGUUCAAGGCAGAAAAGAAGGACAGGGGGUGGCACAAGAGGGAUGGCCACCGUGAGCGGGGCAAAGCUCAUGGGCAUGGCAAGGAACCCUAUGGCAAAGAGCCCUACAGAAAGGAGCCCUAUAGCAAGGAGCCCCAUGGCAAAGAGCCCUACAGCAAGGAGCCCUAUAGCAAGGAGCCCCAUGGCAAGGAGCCCCAUGGCAAGGAGCCCUACAAGGAGCCCUAUAGCAAGGAGCCCCAUGGCAAGGAGCACCGGCCCCAUAGGGAGCACAGAGAGGGCAAAGCUGGGGGGAAAUGGCCCCGUAGCCCCCGGGAGCUGCCCCCCCUCAGCCAUCCCCGUCCCCCCCACGGCUGCUCAGGGGUGACCGACUGUGCCCACAAAGAGGGUCGCGAGGCAUUGGGGGCUGCACUGGAGCCUGUAAAGAAGACGCAGUUCCUGCAGCUCCUGGAGGGUUUCAUGGGGCGGUUGGGCUGGGGGGGGCACUUUGGGGGGGUGGCAGAGAGGUUGGAUGGUGCCUUUGGGGCCGAUGGGGUUUUUGCCCACGACCGGCGGCGCUUCGUGGACUUUGUGGAGGAGGUGGAGGAGAUGCUGGAGGACGUGGCGCGGCGUGAGCGCAGCGAUGAGGAGGCGGCCGAUGGCUUCGAGGAGUUCGUGCUGCGGCAUUAUGCUGGGUGAGUGGGGGGGGGAAAGGAGGGGACC